AUGGAUCCCAACCAACAGCCGUCCUGGCCUGGCGGCGACGCCCCGGACAAGGAGAAGAUGGACCAGAUCCGGGCACGGCGCCUGGCAAAGCUGGGGUCGUCGGCACCCAAGCAGAGCGAGGGCAACGACUCGGAUAGCGCCUCUGCGCCCCCCUCGACGGCGCCAACUCCGAAACCGCAGAGCAGCGACGCCUCGACCCCGAAAGCUCACAUCAACAUCACUCCCGCCUCCAACCCCUUCACCCAGCUCGGCGUCCAUGCCAUGGAGCCUCAAGGCACGUCCGGCUCUACAGCGACGCCUCCCGCGCGCAGGCCGAACCCCAAGCAAGCCGAGCCCGACGACGACUACGCACACAGGCUCUUGACGCAGAUCUUCCGUGUCACCGUGGAUCCUCAUCAUCUCUCCAUCACUCAGGCCCAGAGGCUCGUCUUCCUGCCCAACCUGAACCAGGAGCUCAAUGACGCCGGCGAACCUCUCAAGAUCUCCACCGCCAACCUAGACCAGGCCAUCAUAGAGGCCUGCGGCAACUGGCCGCUGGACAAGCCCCUCAUGGACUAUCUGCUCCCUUGCUGGAAGCGGGCUGUCAGGGCUGCCAGCACCGCCAAGAACGCCACCGGCGCCCGCCUGGACGUAUAUGAAGAGGCCAAGCGUCUGUGCAUGAGCAACUGCCUCUUCUCCCUGACGAUGCCAGUGCUUUACGGCCGAGAUGUCAACCCCGACCAUGACACCCUUGUUCCAUACCUGCUGCGCGGCAUCUCGGACGAAGGCGGGCUCGACUUGGACUUUAUCCGGCUAGCAAUCGGCCGUUUUGACGACGACGACGCCUUCCCUGCGCUCUUCGACAACGCCAUGGUCGACGUCAGCAAUAGACUUUCCAAGUUGUCUCUCGGAGACGACUACAAGCCUCACGUUCAGGCUCUCUUGGCAUACACACACUUUCCUGUCCUCAUCUCUAACCUCGCGCAACACCCGUGCUUUAACAUGGCUCAGUCGGCGCCCGGCAUCGAAAAAUUCACCGUGCUCGGUCCCUUCUUUCGGAUAUCUCCUCUGCAACCAGAGGCCAUCAAGAGCUAUUUCCCGGGCCCACGAUCUCUCGACAAGACACGAAUCGAAAACGCCCAGGACUCGCUACGGAUUGUGCUCAGGGCUCACCAGGACGACCUCUUUGUCAUUGCAAAUGCUUUCAUACGAGCGGGCCCUGACACGAGAAGCCGCACGCUCAACUGGUUUGCCUACAUCAUGAACAUGAACCACAAGCGGAGAGCAAUCCAGGUGGACCCGAGGGAGGUGGCCUCAGAUGGGUUCAUGCUCAACGUCACCAGCGUCAUGGACCGGUUUUGCGAGCCUUUUAUGGAUAACGACUUUAGCAAGGUGGACAAGAUCGACGUCAAGUACUUCAGGAGGCAGCCUCGGGUCGACAUCAAGGACGAGACCAAGCUCAACGCCGACCAGGCGACGGCCGACAAGUUCUACGCGGAAAAGGAGUCGGGCGAAUCCAACUUCAUCUCCGAGGCCUUUUUUCUCGCGCUGGCGGCGCAUCACUAUGGCAGCGAGGCUCUGAACUCGCAGCUCAAGAACCUGGAACGGGAAAUUCGGUACCUGCAGAAAAGCAUACAGGCCAUGGAGGCGGAGCGGCCCAAGGUUGCCAACACGCCGCAUCAACUGAGGUUGUUCGAGGAAACCCUGAAACGACACACCAAUGUGCUGGAGAAGACGAUUGCGCUAAAGUAUGCGAUUGAGGGCGCCCUCCUCGACGAGAGGAUGCAGAGCACCUCGCUCAGGUUCAUGCGCUAUGUCGCGGUAUGGUUGCUCCGGCUCGUCACGGAAUCGGACUACAAGCCUGGCAGAGAAUUGCAGAUGGUCAAGUUGCCACUCUCCAUGAAGAACCAGGAUGCGUUUGCUUGUCUUCCCGAGUACACGCUGCAGAACAUUGUUGACAACUUCAAGUUCAUCUUCAGAUGGCUGCCCAAGAUUCUGCCGAGUGCCGUGGGCGAAGAGAUGAUUGCACUCUGCAUCACCUUUCUCCGCUCGUCAGAGUACAUCAAAAACCCCUACCUGAAAUCCUCACUCGUGUCUCUCCUCUUUUCUAGCACAUGGCCGUUUAUGCACUUCAAGAGAGGCGUGCUGGGGGAUCAGCUCGUCUCUCUCCCGUUUGCCAAUGAAUUUCUUCUCCACGCCCUGAUGAAGUUCUACAUCGAGUGCGAGUCGACGGGCGCCAACACGGCUUUCUACGACAAGUUUAACAUUCGCUUCGAGAUCUUCCAGGUUAUCAAAUGCGUAUGGGGCAACGACGUGUACAAGCAGCAGCUGACCAAUGAGAGCACAGCCAACCGCAGCUUCUUCGUACAAUUUGUCAACAUGCUGCUCAACGACGCAACCUACGUCCUGGACGAAGCGUUUACCAAGUUUCCCAAGAUGCGUAUCCUGGAGAGAGAGCUGGAGGACCCCUCCUUGUCUGCCGAGGACAAGCAGAAAAAGGAAGAGGAGCUGCAAACCCUAGGCAACCAGGCAACGUCGUACAUGCAACUCGCCAACGAGACGCUGGCGAUGAUGAAGCUAUUUACGCAGGCGCUGAGCGAGUCCUUUACCAUGCCAGAGAUUGUGUCCCGCCUGGCGAGCAUGCUCAACUACAACCUGGAGACGCUGGCGGGAAAGAAGGCGGCGGCCGAGCUGAGCGUCUCGAACAAGGACAAGUAUCACUUCCGCCCGAUCCAGCUGAUCUCGGACUUUGUCGACAUUUACCUGCAUCUCGGGUACUCGCCCAUUUUUGUGGAUGCGGUGGCUGCCGACGGCCGCUCGUACAAGCCCGAGGUGCUGGAUCGGGUGACACGGAUUUUGAACUCAAAGCAGCACAAGGACGCGAGCGAGAUUGGAAAGUGGGAGAGGAUAAAGCUCAAAUUUCUCGAGGCGAAGCAACGACUCGACCAAGCCGAGAUUGACCUGGGGGAUAUUCCACCCGAAUUCGAGGAUCCUAUCAUGGGCGAGCUGAUGAAGGAUCCCGUCCUACUCCCCAGCAAUCACAUUGUCGACCGGUCGACGAUUAUGCAGCACCUGCUCAGCGAUCCCAAGGACCCUUUUACUCGCCAGCCCAUGACUGUUGACGACGCGAUCCCGCAGACGGAGCUCAAGGGGAGGAUCGAGAAAUGGCGCGAGGAAAAGGUUGCGGCGGCCAAGGCUCGGCUCGCCCAGGACGCCAUGGACACGUCAGAGGGUUGA
Messenger RNA from Hirsutella rhossiliensis, 3216 nucleotides. Its product is annotated as ubiquitin elongating factor core domain-containing protein. The coding region runs from base 1 to 3216 and encodes 1071 amino acids. Lineage: Eukaryota; Fungi; Ascomycota; Sordariomycetes; Hypocreales; Ophiocordycipitaceae. The transcript has 8 exons. The record is from RefSeq and is a predicted model, not a curated record. Gene Ontology annotation, molecular function: ubiquitin-ubiquitin ligase activity. Gene Ontology annotation, cellular component: cytoplasm; ubiquitin ligase complex; nucleus. Gene Ontology annotation, biological process: protein polyubiquitination.